Molecule: messenger RNA, 945 nt
Organism: Lathyrus sativus (Indian pea)
Lineage: Eukaryota; Viridiplantae; Streptophyta; Magnoliopsida; Fabales; Fabaceae
Source: the annotation of a GenBank genome assembly
AUGGCCACGUUAGAAUCAGCCAUAACCGUUUUCGCACCUCAACGUUUUUCAAACAGCUACCAUUUCCUCGCUAAAUCACCCGAUUCCAUUAAACUCCAAGCCACUUCUAUCUCUUCUUCCAUUUUCUCCCAUAGCCACAACAAACUUCACUUAUCUUCUUUCAGAACCCAAACACCAUGCUUCGCUUUACAAGAGGUAACAGAAGCAACAAUUGAAGAUGAAAAAACUGAGACAUUAACCAACGUUAACAAGAAGUUUGCCGUGUUUAACUUGCCUUGGUCAAUGACCGCGACAGACAUCAAAGAACUCUUCGCGGAAUGCGGAACCGUUAUCGAAGUCAAGAUUGUAAAUGGAAAAGGUUUUGCAUUUCUUACUAUGGAUUCUGUAGAAGGGGCUCAGGCUGCUGUUGAACAAUUUAAUGCUCGUGAAAUAUCAGGCCGGAUAAUAAGGGUAGAGUUUGCAAAAAGAUUCAAGAAACCUUCUCCUCCAUCUCCUCCAGGCCCUCCUCCAAGUCCGGCUCCUAGUGAAGCACGUUAUGUAAUUUAUGUAUCCAACCUUGCAUGGAAAGCAAGGGCCACACAUCUUAGAGACAUCUUCACUGAGAAUUUCAAAGCGCCAGUUUCAGCCAGGGUUGUCUUUCAAACCCCUGCUGGGAGAUCUGCUGGGUAUGGAUUUGUUUCUUAUAAUACGGAGGAGGAAGCACAGGCUGCCAUUUCUGCUUUGGAAGGGAAGGAGCUAAUGAAACGACCACUUCGCGUAAAAGUAAGUGUAAAGAAAGUUAAAGAAGCUGGAAAUGAAGAAGGUGAACAACAAGAUGAUGCCAAUGCUCAACUAGAAGGUGAAAAUCAAGAUGCUGAUGCGCAACUAGAAAAUGAAAACCAAAAUGCUGAUGCUCAACUAGAUGGUGAAAAACAAGAUGCUGAUGCUCAACCUGAAGAAUCAUAA